ACCAACUUUUGGAGUGUAAGAAAGGAAACUUCCUCACGGGAAAGACAGUGAUAGAGAUUAAUGGCGAAAUAUCUGCCUCCGGGAUUUAUAGUGCUUCGAGACUCUUAUCUUCUUGCUGUCCCAGAAACAACCAUCUUUCCAACGUCUCUCUCAGGCAAAAGAGAUAGAGGCGUUUUCUGAUAGCUGUCAGCAUAAUGUUUGAAGUUUCUUCUGGUGACCCUUCUAUUAACCGGAGGGAUCUGCAAUACCAUAUUGCUACUGCUGAACCAGUAAUCUGCUGGUUAGAUUAGAACCAUGUCUGCUUAUGGGCAUCAAAUGGAGCGGGAGUACUCUGCUCAGAGUCUUUCCAGUAGAGGAGGUUCUGAUAGAGAAAGCCAUUAUGUGGUAGAGACGGGGUUCUACAUGACAUCAUUUGCUGCCACAAUUUUCAUUGCUGCUCUUGUAACUAUUGGGGUUUUAUUUAUUACUUUGCUGAUUGCACUUACUGUAAUGCUGCAAUCUUGUCAAAGUAGGAGUGCAGGACUUAUUGAGAGUCAGAAAUCAGAUUAUGACUACAAUAAAUGCAAGAUCUUUGUUAUGCAUGCGGAGCUCAACAACUUGGAAUCUGGUCACAUCCCUAUAGUUUGCAGGGUCCCCACUGUCCUGUAUAUCAAACAAGGCCAAUAUGCAAGAGAUUUAAACUCUACCAUGUCGGUGGUAGAGAACUUUUUCAGCAAUGUUAGCCCUCUAAAUGAUGGUCUUGAUGUGGUGUUGAUGGAUGUAGAUGAUAUUCUUUCUUCAAACCCUCACAAUGAUAAUAUAUUGCUAAAAAGAUAUGAUCAGUAUGGUUGUAGUAAUUGUAUUGAAGAGGUAAAGCAUCUCAAAGAAAUGCUUAUUCAUAACAUCUACAAAAAACUUCACGAUAGAAGCUGGACUUUAGUUUUGUUUUCAAGAAGGGCUGAGAGACAAAAGAAUGCCACCAUAGAGCACCUUGUUUCUUCAGGAUACAGAGAUUGGUCUUCAUUGAUAAUGAGAUCAGAAGACGAAAUGCAUAUGGAUAGCUGUGAAUACCUUUCUAGACGAAAGGCGGCAUUGCUUAAAGAAGGUUUUCGGUUAAGGGGCACGAUAAGCAGUCGCUUGGAUGCUUUAACAGGCUCCUAUUCAAGAGAGCACAUUUUUAAGGUUCCAAAUCCAUUAUAUUACAAUUUUGAGGAUCAAAAGGAGAAUGCAGAUAAAACAUCAUAGAUCAUACUCCAAGGUGGCAAAAUCGGUUUGUUCUUUUAUUAUUAUUAUUAUUAUAUUUUCCUGUCUUAAUUUUAAUUUUUUAAUUUUUAAUUUUAAUUAAUUAUCGUCAUCACCCAACUAUCAUGUAAAUCCAAAUCAGCCAUACAAGAAGCUUUGGUUAGAAGAAACUUGUAUAUAGUUUUUAUCGAUGUUAUAUUUUAUGUUUCUUACCCAUUGUAUUAUUUUUAUUUUUUUCUAUAUCAUUUUUUUCUUCCACUA
Molecule: messenger RNA, 1482 nt
Organism: Ziziphus jujuba (common jujube)
Lineage: Eukaryota; Viridiplantae; Streptophyta; Magnoliopsida; Rosales; Rhamnaceae
Exons: 6
Coding region: 295-1224 (309 amino acids)
Source: RefSeq, a predicted model, not a curated record